AUGGAGUUCCUAAAAAGUGGACAAAAUGUUUUAAUUAUUUGGAAUAACAGUGAACAAAAUGAUAUCUCAAAUAUUGUAAAUGAAGUCAAAAGUGCUGUUGUUGAAGGGAACGUUUGUCUCGAGAACUCUUCAAUGAUCAGUGAAUCUUCUCGACCGAAAUCAUCGUUUGAUGUAGUUUUAUCUAAUUUGGUAGCGCCAUAUUCAGUUGUUCAUAGUGAUAGUUUGUUAGCAGUUGUUAUUAAAAUUCUGAAGCCUAGUGGCAGAUUAAUCCUGAAAGACAAAACUGAUGUAUCCAGUGUCUUAAAAUUUAGUGGAUUUCUUAAUAUCACAAAAUCAUCUGAUAAUUUGUACACUGCAGAAAAACCACAAUUUGAGGUGGGUUCAAAAGCAUCAUUAAACCUUGGUUCAAAACCUGCCAUCUGGAAGUUAGAAGAUACUGUAGAAGAAGUAUGGGCUGGGACAAACGAUGAUGACAUAAUUGAUGCAGAUCAACUAUUAGAUGAAGAUGACUUAAAGAAGCCAGACAAACAGUCACUUAGAGUUUGUGCAACGACCGGCAAACGAAAGGCCUGCGCCGAUUGUAGCUGCGGCCUGGUGGAGGAGUUGAGGGGGGAAACGAAGGAAACUCCGAAAUCGUCUUGCGGCAGUUGUUAUCUUGGCGAUGCGUUUCGUUGUGCUACUUGCCCGUACCUAGGUAUGCCAGCCUUCAAGCCAGGGGAGCAAGUGAAACUUGACCUAAAAUCUGAUAUA
Molecule: messenger RNA, 750 nt
Organism: Iphiclides podalirius (scarce swallowtail)
Lineage: Eukaryota; Metazoa; Arthropoda; Insecta; Lepidoptera; Papilionidae
Source: the annotation of a GenBank genome assembly